Messenger RNA from Phragmites australis (common reed), 2219 nucleotides. Its product is annotated as leucine-rich repeat extensin-like protein 5. Gene Ontology annotation, molecular function: protein binding. Bases 190 to 2031 code for a protein of 613 amino acids. NCBI's taxonomy places the organism in Eukaryota, Viridiplantae, Streptophyta, Magnoliopsida, Poales, Poaceae. The transcript has a single exon. The record is from RefSeq and is a predicted model, not a curated record.
CUGCAGUGUAGCCUGCACCGCCCCGCGAGCCCUGCCCAGCCCACCCUUGGCAUGUGCUCCCCCUGACACCGCGAGCUGCCACAGUGCCACCGCGGCUCAUUCACUUCACUCCCCUCCCCUCUGCUCUUCCCUCGCCCCACCUUAAACCCCGCCACGCCCGCCGCCGCCGCCGCAGUGGCGCUAGCUACCAUGACCCCUCCUCUCGCCUCCCGGGGAUCCGGGGGGACGCGGCGCCUCCAAUGCCUGGCGCUCCUCGUGGUGGCGCUCGCGUCCCUGGCGGUGUCACAGCCGAUUAACCCGCGGCUGAGCGCGGCGUACGUCGCGCUGCAGACGUGGAAGCGCACCGCCAUCUUCUCCGACCCGGCCAACUUCACCGCCAACUGGAUCGGCCCCAACGUCUGCGGAUACAACGGCGUCUACUGUGCGCCGCACCCCGCCGACGGCGCGCUCGCCGUGGCCGGUAUUGACCUCAACCACGCCGACAUCGCCGGGUACCUCCCCGCCGACCUGCCGCGGGGGCUGCCCGACCUCGCGCUGCUCCACCUCAACUCCAACCGUUUCUGCGGUGUGCUCCCGGAUACCUUCCUCCACCUGCGCCUCCUCCACGAGCUCGACCUCAGCAACAACCGCUUCGUCGGCCCGUUCCCCGCGGUGGUGCUCACGCUGCCGUCGCUCAGGUACCUCGACCUCAGGUUCAACGAUUUCGAGGGAUCCAUACCGCCAGCGCUCUUCGACCGCCCGCUCGACGCCAUCAUCCUCAACAACAACCGGCUCACGCGCCCCAUCCCGGCGAAUCUUGGCAACUCGCCGGCAUCGGUGGUCGUGCUCGCGCACAACAGGCUCGGCGGCUGCAUCCCGCCGUCCAUUGGGAGGAUGGCCAACACGCUCAACGAGAUCGUGCUCAUCGACGACGAGCUCACGGGCUGCAUCCCGCCGCAGGUGGGGCUGCUCAGUCAGGUUACGGUGUUCGACGUCAGCGGCAACCACCUACAGGGCCAGCUCCCGGGGAGCGUCGCCGGGAUGGCGGCCGUCGAGCAGCUCAACGUGGCGGGCAACCUCCUCAAGGGCCCGGUGCCGGCGGCCGUGUGCGGGCUGCAAAGAAGCCUCAGGAACUUCACCUACGAGGACAACUUCUUCACCUCGCGGCCUGGCUGCGCGGUGGCGACGGCGGAUGGGAGGUGGAACUGCAUCCCGGGUGCUCCCGCGCAGCGCCCGCCGGCACAGUGCGCCGCCGCGGGCGCCCCGUUCGAUUGCAGCAAGGCGCAAUGCCAGGCUGCGCCGACGUCCAGACCCACUGGCAGGGGCGGGCACGGAGGUGGCACCGGGCUGCCGUCUCCGAGUGGUUCCCCUCCGAGGCGCCCUCCGCCGCCUGGGUCCGGCUCCGGCUCUCCUUCACAACCAUUGCCGCCGCCGGGCUCCACGACUCCGUCGUAUCCGUCUCCACCAGGGAGCUCCACUACUCCGCCAUACCCGUCCCCACCAGGGAGCUCCUCGACGCCGUCAAUGCCGCCUUCAUCUGGGCCAUCUCACGGCUCGCCUCCGUCCUCCGGCUACCGGCCGCCAUCGUCCGGGUGGGCACCUUCCGGUCAACCCGUGGGAGCACCACCCACAGAGCACCCCGGCGGCGUCUGGCCGCCGCCCACGCCGACGACUCCCGGCACACCAGGAUCGCCAUACCCGCCGACGACGCCAGGCACACCGGGAUCGCCAUCGACACCAGGCUACCACCCUCCCGCCCCGGGAACACCGUCUUCUCCAGGUUCUCGUUCACCGCCACCUCAGGGCGGCGACGGCGACCACGGUGGUCACGGCAACCAGCACUCACCGCCAUCUUCACCCGGCGGUGGUCUCCCAUUCCCGCCUGUCCACGGCGUGGCAUACUCCUCGCCGCCGCCACCGUCCGACCCAGCUGGGAAGCUGCCGUUCCCGCCGGUGCACGGCGUGUCAUACUCCUCACCACCGCCGCCGCUCCCGCCUGUCUACGGAGUAUCGUACGCAUCUCCGCCGCCGCCAACGACGCCGUACAACUAGCUUUAGCUGCUGAUCGAUCGGUCGCCACCUCCACGCCCGGACGUUCGCGCACCCUUCAGUCGUCAUCAGUACAUCUUGCACCGUAGUUUCUUUCUUCUUCUUCCUGCGUUCUUUUUACUGUAGUUUCAAAUUUCUUUCUUUUGAGGUUAUUCGAUCAGAUUGAAUUGAAAGGCUCUGCGGAUUCUUAA